AUGGGAGGGCAGGGGGAGCCUGGGGUAGCUGGACCGCAAGGCAUCAAGGGAGAAGUGGGGUCGAAAGGGGAGGUGGGAGAAAAGGGUGCGACUGGAGCAGGGGAGAAGGGUCUGAAAGGGGAUACGGGUGAGAAGGGAGAUGCUGGGACGGAGGGCGUUAAGGGGGGAAUGGGUGAGAAGGGAGAGAUUGGCCUAAAAGGUGAUGCUGGGGAGAAGGGAGAUCUUGGCACACCAGGGGUUAAUGGAACAGCUGGUGCUAAGGGUGAGCAAGGCGAGAAGGGGAUCACGGGAGCGAAGGGGGACACCGGGGUACAAGGGCAGAAGGGCGAAGAAGGGGUUAAGGGGGAACCGGGGGAGAAGGGCGACGUCGGGGAGAAGGGUGAAGCAGGGGUUUCUGGGGCGACUGGACAGAAGGGUGACAAGGGGGAUGCGGGAGAACCUGGAGUUAACGGGACUAAUGGUGACCCAGGGGUUAAAGGAGAGACCGGAAUUGCCGGAGUGAAAGGCGACAAGGGUGAACUUGGGGUACAAGGCAUCCAGGGGGUAACCGGUCUGAAGGGGGAUAGGGGGGAUGUGGGUGAAAAGGGGGAUACCAGACAGGGUGAGAAGGGGGUCCCAGGGGAGGUGGGUUCUCCUGGGGUAAAGGGGGACACGGGACAGAAAGGUGAAGCCGGAGCUAAGGGAGAGCCAGGGGAGACGGGUGCGCAGGGGGCGGCUGGGCUGGCGGGACCGAAAGGGGACAAGGGAGACCCCGGUCAGAAGGGAGAGCCGGCAUAG
This is a messenger RNA of Branchiostoma belcheri (Belcher's lancelet), 777 nucleotides long. Its product is annotated as collagen alpha-1(XIII) chain-like. The coding region runs from base 1 to 777 and encodes 258 amino acids. The transcript has a single exon. The record is from RefSeq and is a predicted model, not a curated record. NCBI's taxonomy places the organism in Eukaryota, Metazoa, Chordata, Leptocardii, Amphioxiformes, Branchiostomatidae.